Molecule: messenger RNA, 1528 nt
Organism: Chara braunii
Lineage: Eukaryota; Viridiplantae; Streptophyta; Charophyceae; Charales; Characeae
Source: the annotation of a GenBank genome assembly
CUAACCCAUCAAUCCUGUAUUCAUCACCAUCAGGUUGCCAUUCGCUCCCCUUCCCCCAGUACUCCACGGGCAGCUAUUCCUCUCCCUUUCCGCCAUCAAACACUAAUCGGUACCGGCCUCGCCCCCAUCUCUACCUACCCGUGUCCUGUACCAGCACCAUAGAAUGGCCGCAGGGCAGGAUCAAACGAGUAUGGAUGCAGAGGAACUCCAGAGGCUCACAGCCGAUUCUCAAGCCACGGACUUGUCUUCCGACUCCCGGGUGGUGCGGCUGCUCGACGAAUUUGCCGACGUCUUCGAGUCACCUACCGGCGUGAUGCCGGAUCGGCCGAUCUCACACAAGAUCAUUCUUGAGGCCGGUGCCGUGCCGCCAAAAGGUUGCAUCUAUCGCAUGAGCGAGGAGGAACUUACAGUACUCCGCGCGCAGCUCGACGACUUAUUGGACAAAGGCUGGAUCCGGCCUAGUAGUUCACCUUACGGUGCGCCUGUUCUCUUCGUUCGGAAGAAGAACAAGGACCUUCGCUUAUGCAUCGAUUACCGCAAGCUCAAUGCGCAAACCGUCAAGAACGCGGGACCUCUUCCUCGUAUCGACGACCUCUUGGAGCGCUUGGGCGGCGCGAAGUUCUUCUCCAAACUGGACUUGAAGUCGGGAAACCAUCAAAUCUCGAUUCGACCGCAAGAUCGCUACAAGACCUCGUUCAAGACACGGUAUGGGCACUUCGAGUGGGUCGUGAUGCUUUUCGGACUCACCAACGCCCCGGUGACUUUUCAAGCGGCGAUGACCAACGAGUUCCGCGCAAUGUUGGACCGAUUCGUGCUGGUCUACUUGGACGACAUUCUCGUCUAUAGCCGGACCUUGGAGGAACAUCUGGAUCAUCUUCGACGAGUGUUGGAGAGACUCCGGCGUGCCAAGUUCAAAGCCAACCGCGACAAGUGCGAGUUCGUGCGUCAAGAGUUGGAAUACUUGGGCCAUUUUGUCACUCCACAAGGCAUCAGUCCGUUGUCGGACAAGAUUCAAGCCGUCCAAGAUUGGCCGGAGCCUCGGAAUGUUACAGAUAUCCGAUCUUUCCUUGGCCUUGCCGGCUACUACCAACGAUUCAUCAAAGGGUACUCGAAGAUUGCGGCUCACUUGACCAAGCUUCAAUGCGAGGACCGACCUUGUCGAGAAUGGUUUGGUUAUCGAAGAGGUUCUGUUGCUUCACUUCCUCACGAGUUGUGGGCGGCUUUGAUUGCAGAGGUUGGAGAGUUCUCCAUGCCGUCCAGCAUGCCGUAACUGCCAUUUCGUCAAAAUGGACAUCUUUUAUUUUUUGAACGAAAUUGAAACCGAGUUUUUUGGUCGAAAACUCAUCAAAAUUUGUUGUUCCUGAGGGUUCGGCGUUUGUAAAACGGUGGACCCCCUGGCUGUACAUGGACCUAGCUUGAGACUAGGUACCUCCAAGCAGUCCUGCCUGGAGGUGCCUGGUCUCAAGCCAGGUCCAUGUACAGUCAGGGGGUCCAACAUUCUCAAGAACAACAAAUUUUGACGAGUUUU